Zootermopsis nevadensis is the source of this 6589-nucleotide messenger RNA. It is a transcript of the gene Cip4, whose product is annotated as formin-binding protein 1-like Cip4. Gene Ontology annotation, biological process: signal transduction. Lineage: Eukaryota; Metazoa; Arthropoda; Insecta; Blattodea; Termopsidae. Gene Ontology annotation, molecular function: protein binding. The record is from RefSeq and is a predicted model, not a curated record.
AAUUUUCUUUGCGUUCUUUGAAGAAUGUGAAAACGAACCCAUAACAAGGACUUCGUGUAUCUCCAUCCACAUUAUGAUACAUUUACCUGCAGAGUGUGACGUGGUACAAACUUCCUCUGCGUAUUAUAUAUGAAAAGUCUCCCGGAUAACGAGAGGCUUGUAAAGAACUACCAACCAAAGAAAAAAGAUGAAGAGGAUUAUCAGUACAGUCCAUGCAGAGCAUUCAAACAUGUCAUGACAGAAAUCAAUGAUUUAGCAGGGCAACAUGAAGUGAUCGCAGAAAACCUCCAGUCCAACGUCAUUCGGGAGGUUUCGAUUUUAGUAAAAGACUUCAAAGAAGAACGAAAAAAACAUUUACAAGAGGGGGCUCGUAUGAUGGCAAACCUGAGUGCCCAGAUUAACUCGUUAGAUAGGGCUCGCAAGAACUAUGAGAAAGCAUUCAAGGAAGCAGAAAGGGCAUUGGAUAACUUUCAGAGAGCAGAUGCAGACUUAAAUUUAUCACGUGCUGAAGUAGAGAAACAGCGGAUGAACAUGACCAUUAAAUCACAGCAGUGUGAAGAAACAAAAAAUGAAUAUGCUAAUCAGCUCCAGAAGACUAAUGAUUUACAGAAUCAGCACUAUCACACGAUGAUGCCAGACGUGUUCCAUCAGCUACAAGAACUGGAUGAGAAGCGAAUAAAGAAUAUCAAGAAUUUCAUGAUACAGUCAGUUGACAUUGAAAGAAAUGUUUUUCCCAUCAUCAGCAAAUGUUUAGAUGGGAUUGUAAGAGCAUCUGAACAGAUAAAUGAGAAGGAGGACACUCUGAUGGUUAUAGAAAGAUAUAAGUCAGGGUUUCAACCACCAGAAGAUUUUCCAUUUGAAGACCUCAGUGCAAUUAAGAGCGGUGAAGUGCCUGCCCCAAUCAACACUGUUGCCAUUACAUCCAUCAGGCCAGAAGCCAUGACAAUUAAAGGUACAAUGUCAGCGGGGAAGAUAAAGAAGAGAGUUGGCAUCUUUGGCAUUUUCAGCUCUAAUAAGUUCAUUGAAGUGUGCAUUGCUUUCAAGAACAACUUCUCUUCAUAUGGGGAAAACAAGGAGGACUAUAGCGACCUUCCACCAAACCAGAGGAAAAAGAAACUGCAAUUACGAGUAGAAGACAUAAUGGCGAAGAUUCAACAAGAGACUGCUGCAAGAGAUGGAUUGAUGAAAAUGAAAGGUGUAUAUGAACAGAAUCCUGCAUUAGGUGAUCCAAUGUCCAUUGAAGGACAGCUAAAUGAGAGUGGCCACAAGUUGGACAAGCUGCGACUAGAGUUGCAGAAAUAUCAAGGCUAUUUAGAAGAAGCAAUUGAGGGCAUUAAUAAUAAGUCUGGACAACAGUCAGUUGUUCUCUCCGUGUCACCUUCUGCUCCAAGUCGACGGAAUAAAGGGACUGCCCCAGGACAUCACCUUAAUGGAGGACAUCUUCAUCGACACCACAGAAAUAGUGGAGGGUCAGGAGGGGAAGAGGAUUCACUUAGUCGCUCAGCUUCAGACUCAAGUGUAUCAAAUCCAACUGUGAACCACAAGCAAUCAGCACCUGGCACGCCCCUUCCAUCACAUGGCUCCUCAAACAGUCCCGAGUCUGGCCUGGGAACGUCUCAUACCAGCCUUCCUGACUCUGAUCCGGAACAUGGUGACAGUGAUGCACAAGGCCACCCUGGCAGUGACUACUGUGAUGGAGAAGUACUCCCUGCUCUUGGCAUAUGUAAAGCACUAUACCCAUUUGAAGCCACAAGUGAGGGAUCCAUACCAAUGCAAGAUGGUGAGGAACUGCACAUCAUUGAGCUUGACCAGGGCGAUGGCUGGACACGAGUGCGGCGACAGAUUGACAUGGAAGAAGGAUUUGUACCCACGUCAUAUAUUGAGUGCACUCUUUUUAAUAGUUGUUAAUGGACAUCCAAUUUAAAAAAGCUUGUUUUAAAUCAGGUUGCACUGGAGUGAAAUCCAGAAGCAAAACUCAACUCGUCCAUAGCAAGUUCCGUUCCAGUGCUCCUCUGUACCGACUUUGAUGGGCAGACGUAUUGUAUAAUGGGUAUAGUUUGUUGGUACAGAUAAGGGAACAGUGAUUGUGGGAUGGGAGCAGUUGCAGUUGGAACAUUUAGGAAUUGGCUGUUGGAAAUAAAAUGAAAAGCAGUUUCUGUGAUGAUUACAAUUUUGUGUCGUGAGUAUUCUGUCACAGGUUUGAAAAUAGUGUAAACUGAGUCAUUAAUAGCGCAAAUGUAAAAUUAGGAACAUUCAUGUCAGAAUUGGUUUAAAAAUUGUCAGUUUUUAUCGCUAUGAAUGUCAAAACAGUUAUUAGUCAGAACUGGGCUGUGCUGUGGCUCAUGUUAACUAAUGCUAAAUAACCAGGAGGUAUAUAGUGUAUAGUUUUAAUGAAGUACAGGUAAGCGCAGGAAAAAUCUCCAUACAGGUAAAAUCCAUAGUCUAUUUGGUAAAGUUUUGACAAACUCCAGUUCUGUUGAUUCAGUUUAGGUGUUCAAAUUUGACCAGGAAGUUUGAUUAUGUCAGUAAUUCAUCGUACCUGUGUCAUGAGAGUUUUCUCAAGGACCUUCCGCAUGUACAUACUUGUGUUAUCCCUGCAGGAUAGAAUUUUUAACAUGGGUUCACAUCUAAUGGAGAUAUUUAAAAGAAAUUAACAUUUCUGGGUUGAAUUUGAAUCACUCUUUACAUAUUGAGUUGUAUUCAAGCUUGAAGAGAGUUAAUUUGUUGAUCAGUGCUCAGGUGUAGUAUAUAGGUUAAUAGUGAAGAGGCUUGAUCAGUCACAAAUAGCUUAUGAAUGGCAGAAUUGGUGGUGGUGGUGUGGGGGGGGGGCUUAGUUUUAAUAACUGUAUGCAUUGCUUCUUCAGUUAUUGAAUCUUGUACCACUCCUCAUGCCCUGUUCUUAAUGUUGAAAACUGGAGUGAAGUCACUGAUAUUUUUAACUCUUUCAAGUAAUUAUGAGAUAUGAAAGAGAUGAUGAAUGUUGAAGUUUAUGCAGUAAGGAAAUGUGAAAUUACUCUGAUAUUUAUAGAUGUAGUUGAUAGCUUAUGAUAGCAAUUAAAUAAGUCCUUAACAAACUGUGUCAAUGACAUGAAAAUGGUGUCCCAUAAAAUUGGUGUCCAUCAUGUACCAAAUGGCAGGAAAUAAUACAUAAACAGAAUUUUCAUGUGACAGGCAUUAAAAGGCAUAAAAUAGAAGCUUAGAAAACAUUUAUUGUGAUGUAGUUUUGAUUUUGUGCCUAUAAUUAGUAUUUCAUUCUGCUAAUCAAUGAAUGUUCAUUUUAUUACAGCAUAUUUCAAUAAAAGUAGGAUAAAUGUGCCAACAGAACAUUAUAGGGUUUGUUGCAAUUUCAUUUGGUACUGUGUGUAUGUGCAACAAUAAGGAGCAUUAUCCAUUAUUUCCAAAUACCAACACACGUAAUUUAGUGAGAGUUCAUAUUUUUGUUGUUUCCAAAGUUUAAUAUAGCUUGCAUAAAUAUUGAUGGUUAAAUUAGUUUGAAAACUACACUUUUAACAAGAUCUUAAACGCGUAAUGGCCAAAACUGAUAUCAUUCGUUUAAAGCUGAAAGUUAUAACAACAUAAUAAAGAUGUUUACACAGCAUUUCUGAAAAGGGCUAUUGGAGAGUUUGCUUUUUGCAUUGAUGAAGUGAGUGGUGUGAGCAGGCAUAUGGCAUUUACUAAACAUGCCUAGCCUUCAGAACAUUUUUUGAAUUUUCCACCAUAAACUGUUUUUAGUAAUUUUAAAAAAGUAUUGUACCUGAGUUUUGACAGAAUAUUUCAACUUGCUUCAGACUUUUAAUUUUGGUUUUGCAUGAUGUUUAUAAGUGGUCGCAAUUUGACCUGGAUCUUUCUUUUCUCAUAAACAGUUGUGUCAUUUUUGCAGUUAUUUUGUGUUUCCCUCUUUAGCCUACUAACUGUACUUUCUGAUGUGUACUUAGUCAUACCACAGUAUGAAACAAUGAUUUAUUGACGUGAUGGAGGCAUGUGUACUGAAAGAUAGGGUAUCAACAUCUUCAGUUAUUUAGAAACCUGGAUGUUCCUUUAGUUUUAUUGUAUGAUAAGAUUAUACAGAAUAGUGUUGCCCCCUCCCCCCCAGAUAACAUACAAACCACAUGGGGUAUAUAACAAUACACUCUCUUUGGUUAGUAUAUUCUUUUGAGUAUCACAGCUUCUUUAUAAUAUGGAACCAUGAGAUGAUAAAAACUGGAUUGGUGUUCCCUUGUAGACUUGUUUUCCAUUUGUUUCUGCUGUGAUUAGAAUGUUAAUUUUAACCUUGCAUGGACUGGCUAUAAUUGGGAAUUUAUUUUUUGUAGAAUUAUAAAUUGUUGUGUAUUGAUUUUUCAGGCUACUGAUUAGCUGAAAGCAUUAUAAUUUGAAUGCACGUAAGUACUCAUGUAACAACUUGAAUUCUAGUUAGGAAGAAUCUUGCAAAAAAAUGUCACAAAAUGUGUUUAAUUAUUAUAUCUUCAAUAAGACACCAUUUUCAGUCAUUCAGAACAGUUAAGAUUCCUUUGUAUAAUUGAUUGUAUUUUGCAACUUACAUUAUGAUUCUUGUUCAUGAAAUGUGUUUUGUACAUACAUCAUUUACAUGUGUGUGAAUGUACAUAUAUCUGUAGCCGAUGAUGGGUGUAUAUAUACUUUGCUAUGAUGAUGGCUGUUUGUAAUUUUUUUAAUUUUAAAGACUUUUGACAUGUGUAUUUAUUGCCAAAAGUAAGUGAUAUGUUCUUCAAAUGAGCAGUUUUAUGUAAACCAUUUUAUAUUGGUAUGAAAGCAACUGCUUAGGAUAUUAUUUUAUUCGCAAAUAUAUUUCUGGUCUCCAUUGUCAGAUAAAAUGUUUUUAUUGGUUUCUGAGAGCAACUAUGUUUAAUCAGUGCUGAUUUGGAAUUUGUUAUAGAUAGGAUUUUUAUUUAUUUUUAUAAAUACAGGACACAUAAUUGCAAAUUUCUUGAUAGUCUGUCAGUAAAAUGUGUGUGUGUACGUGCGCAUGUGUGUGUGUGUUUUUUUUUAGCAACAACUCAUUGCAAUUAUAACUGAUUAUGUUGUUAAAUAUUAAUAAAACAGUAACUCAGUUUAAUAUCAAUACUCUACAUGUUAAUACACUUUACAUGAAUCAAUUAAUAUUAAAAUAUGAAUACAAAUAUAUUGUGUAGCAAUAUUUCAAUUGUAGUAAAUGCAAGUCAAUUGCUGAAGGUAUACACCAAACGGAACCUCGUGGAGUUUAUUCAUGUACUUGCUUAUCUACUACCUGCCAGGUUAAUUGGUUUAUGCUUGAUGGUCUAUUAAUUUUUCUUUUAUUCUUACAUACAAUUUCUCAGUCAAGAUUAAUCUUCAUUAUGUUUUUAACAAUGAUAUGAAAUUUCAGUCCUGUCCAUUUCCUUCAUUUUUAAAUCUUCCACCAUUUGGUAUAAAGUUUUGUGGCUUGUUACCCAUUUUCCAGUUUUGUUUUUUUGUAUUGACCAACAAACUUUAUCAAGGUAUGAUGGAUUGUAAGUAUUUCAUUUUGUCUACCUUGUCUUCCAAAAGCAGGAGGUGUAAGAAAUUUUGUGAGAAGAAAAUUUUCAGACAAUAAUCUCAUUUUGGAACAUCAUUUAUCAGUUGUUGUGUUUGGCAUCAGAGUAACAAAAGCAUCAAAAGUCUUACAACCAAGCACUUGCAUCUUUUCUAAGAGACACUCCCAACAACCAGUCCUCUCCAUCUAGCUCUCUCUUCUCACAGCUCCUCACAUUUUCUUUCCUUUUUAUUGACAUCUUUCCUAACAAGUCUUUUUACAUCUUCAUUUCAGACUACAAUGUGGACACAAUAAAAAUUUGACACAGGACACUGCCUCUUACAUAUUCCAUUAUCAGUCUAAUUGCAAUGCAAAAUCUCCUUGAAGUACAGUCAGUUCCAGCUUGCAGAAUGGCUCCAUGAAUGCUAUGACCAAUCACCGAACACUAAAAGCAACUGCCACAUUUAAUUACAAGUGUAACUAGAUCUCAGCUGAAUUUUAUACACUUACCCCUUUCUCUAAAAGUAAAUAAAAUGUAAUGACAUUUUAUGAAGCCAUUUUCAGUAAAAUGUCGCUUCAUUCAAAUUUGUUCUAUAUAAACUAUUCUUUCCUCACAAUUUCAAGGCCUCUGUGAGAGUUCAUAACUUAUAAACUGUUAAGUGAUUUUAGUUUUAAGCAGACAGUCUUAAAAAAAUGUUUACUCAAGGACAGGAAAACUGUGAAAUAUUUCUCUUGUAGUUACAUUGUUUUAUAUUACUCAUAAGAGAAAAUAAAGCUCAUUUUGUGAAUAAUUUGAGUGUAAUAAACAUGUUGAAUGAAAAAAUAUAUGUAAUGAUUGUAAUUAAAUUAAUAACAUUUGUUUUUAUGUUUCUGUGCCUUUAUAGUCUAUAGCUUUUAAAUAGUUGAGUAUGAAAGAAUACAAGUUGUCUGAUCAGCAUCAGCUUUUUUCUUUUUAUGCUUUUUUUUCAGGACUGGAGUACAAGUUGUGAGAAAAAUUUUGUAUCUUUGUAUAAUCAUUAAUUCUUCCUGUAUGGCCCUUGUAAAAAUGUGCUACUGGUGGGUGAUGCAGCAGCAGCAACACAAAAUACACCUAUAAAUGUUGAA